Molecule: messenger RNA, 508 nt
Organism: Cuscuta europaea
Lineage: Eukaryota; Viridiplantae; Streptophyta; Magnoliopsida; Solanales; Convolvulaceae
Source: the annotation of a GenBank genome assembly
CUUCGUUCUUCCGUCUCUUUGUUUGGCACGUUCCUACUCGUUCUUUCUCCUUUUUUCAAACAAACAAGGGAGGUGGGUGAUGGCCGGACUUCACCUUCAAUGGAGUUGGAUGCUUCAAACAUGUAUGAAUCAAGCGUUGCCCAUGUUUCAUUGGCGACGGAGGAAGAAAGUCUCGGGGACGGCUUAGUGGGUAGUGAUGCACCGGUGGCCGGCGAUGGAGAAGAAGACAACCAAGAGUAUACAGACGUCCUUGAUGAGCAAGGGAGCGGUAGCAGAAGUUGGAGUGUUUGGGUGGAAGUCGGGGGAGACCAGCUUCUGAAAACUGAUUCUGAUUGUGCUGCAGAAGUUCCAACCUCCCCCCCCCCCUAAUUUAUAGUUUGCCUUCACUAGUUAUGCCCUUCUCCGCUUUUCAGCUUUUCCCAUAUGUCAACCUUUAGCUAUAUCAGAUCUAAACCACCUUAAGAGUACUAUACAAACUAAAUCACGUGUCUCAUAUAAUUGUAAUCCC